AUGGGUCUCAUCACAGAUGCCAGAAAGGCGAUGAAAGAUGCACCGGAGGGAACUUUCAAUGCCUACGUGUUGAUGUGUACCUGCGUCUUUGCCUUGUCUGGAGUGUCGAAAGGAUUUGACGAAGGAAAUAUCGCAUCCCUGGUCACACAAUCCCGGUUCAAAAGCACUUUCGGAGUCGACUCGCAGUCUGAGGAAGAAUAUUCCGAUACAAAAGGAUGGUUGGUAUCGAUCGCCACGGCAGGGGCGGUCUUUGGGUGCUUAGGCUCUUCCCCUAUCAAUGAUCGACUCGGUCGACUUUGGACCCUUCGCCUCGUGACUCUGGUCUAUAUCGCUGGAAUUCUCGGUCAAGGUCUGUCCAAUGGGAAUCUAUCUGGUUUCUACGCAUCCAGAUUUAUUGCAGGACUGGGAAUUGGGCCAUUGACGAUUGUGCCACCCAUUUACAUUGCGGAGAUCUCCCCCAAGUCCAUCCGUGGUCUUCUCAUGUGUCUCUACGCAGCCUGUCAGCAGCUAGGCGUUGUGCUGGGGUUCUUCAUCAACUAUGGGGUAACCAAACGUUAUCCUGGCAUUGACAAACAGUGGAUGCUGCCCACGCUGCUUCAACUCGUCCCGGCCAUUAUCUGGAGCUUGGGCACCUUCUUGUGUCCGGAGUCUCCGCGGUGGCUGUUGUACAAAGGGAAGCGAGAACAGGCCAUAUCCACUGUCUCCAGACUCCGAUACUUGCCCUGUGAUCACUCCGUCGUUCUUGCCGAGUUGGCCGGGAUGGACCGACAGAUUGAACACGAAAUCGAAGCCGUCAGUGACGCUCGCCUCUGGGAUCUACUCAAAGAAACCUUUGUCCCGAUUGAGAACCGUCGUCGCUUCGCUUUGAUCUUCUUCGCCACUCUUUUCUCCCAAUGGUCUGGUGCCAAUGCUAUCACUCAAUAUUCCCCAACCAUCUUCGGCUAUUUGGGAAUUCAAGGCGACGAAGCCAAGUUCCUUGCGACAGGCAUAUACGGCAUUGUGAAAUUCGUCAGCACCUUGGCCUUUGCCUUGUUUAUCGUCGACUUCAUCGGCCGACGUCGAUCUCUGAUCACUGGAAUCUGUUUGCAACUCACAACGUUGAUCUUCGUCGGUGCGUAUCUCGGCGUGACCAGCCAUAUGACUACCGACGAGGUUCGCGAUCUGCCCAGCGCCUCGCGCACCUCGACGGCCGCCAUCGUGGCCAUCUUCCUGCACGCUGUGGCCUGGAGUAUUGGAUGGUUCAGUAUCCCGUACCUCAUCAGCUCCGAGGUCUUCCCGAUCCGCAUCCGUUCAUUGAACGUCUCCAUCUCCAUGGCGUUCCACUGGGGAUUCUACUUCGGGUGUUCGCGCGCCAUGCCGAGUCUCUUGUCUGCCACCCAUAAGUGGGGUGCGUUUGUAUUCUUUAGCUGUAUCUGUUUGAUCUCGCUAGUCUAUGUGUUUUUCGCGAUGCCGGAUACUACCGGGCGGUCGAUUGAGGAGCUGGAUCAGCUGUUCCAGCGGCCUUGGUAUACGGUUUACAAGGUGGCCUACCCGACGCGAGAUGAAGUUCAGGUGAGAACCGUCGAUGAGAAGGCAGUUAUUGAUGGGAAGGCCGAGUAUGUGGAGCGGGUGUAG
Aspergillus steynii IBT 23096 is the source of this 1614-nucleotide messenger RNA. RefSeq names its product putative transporter. NCBI's taxonomy places the organism in Eukaryota, Fungi, Ascomycota, Eurotiomycetes, Eurotiales, Aspergillaceae. Gene Ontology annotation, cellular component: membrane. The record is from RefSeq and is a predicted model, not a curated record. The coding region runs from base 1 to 1614 and encodes 537 amino acids. Gene Ontology annotation, biological process: carbohydrate transport; transmembrane transport. Gene Ontology annotation, molecular function: carbohydrate:proton symporter activity. The transcript has 5 exons.